AUGUCUUUAAUAGCUGCUGAGUUCGUUAGCCAAGAAUCUGCCGCCCUAAGGCACGCAGUACUACUCCACAUUAUCCGAGUUGAAGAUAUAAGUACAUCCAAAUUGAAUCAAAUAGAUGAAUGGAAGGAAAUUCUGGAUCCCAACAAUCGAUUCGUUGAUCGGUUAAAUAAAUCAACGAGAUUAGUUCGUGAAAUCAAUUUCCAGGAUGAGAAUGAACAAUUGUCUUCCAUGCCUAAACUGAAGGGGUUUUCCACCUACAAGCUACUACUUAGAGAUAAGGAUAAUCACUUUGUGUAUGCUUAUGAAUUAGAGCCAUUAAAAUUCCUCCGAGAUGAGCAAACAAAUACACCGAUGCCGAUUAAGUUAGGCGGAAGACUUUUAAUUAAGCCUGGAACUACAAUACUGAGAGGCGUACUUCUACUAAAUCACAAAAAUUGCGAAUAUAAAGGUUUACAUACAUCAGAUGCACAUUUGGUAUCGUUAUUGAAUGAUGGACUACCAACUAGGGAAAUUGAAAUUUUAUCCAAUCCUUGA
Messenger RNA from Lodderomyces orthopsilosis Co 90-125, 534 nucleotides. It is a transcript of the gene NCE4, whose product is annotated as Nce4p. The coding region runs from base 1 to 534 and encodes 177 amino acids. The record is from RefSeq and is a predicted model, not a curated record. The transcript has a single exon. NCBI's taxonomy places the organism in Eukaryota, Fungi, Ascomycota, Pichiomycetes, Serinales, Debaryomycetaceae.